GAGUCACCUGAUACUUCCUUCAUCAAACUUUCACACAAGUCUUACGAUGGGAAGUGCGUGUACAAAGCCAAAUUCAAAAUUCAUAAUCCCGUUGGAGAAUGAUGCCGACGAGGUGAGAAUUGUAGCCGUUGAAGAUGGUUAUCCUGAUCCUAGACUUGUUUAUAGUAUGACAGACAGGAGAAUAACAAGAGGAGCUACAAUGUUUGCUGAUUGGAAUCCUAACGCAGGUAGUGAAAACGCCGACAAGCAUCACGUGUUGCCAAUGACUAAAGCGGAACUAGACAAACAUGCUAGAAAGACUCCAAAAUCAGCACUUGACAGCUUUGAUGACUUAAUUGCUUACUUAGAAAAGCCGUUACAGGGCAAAGUAUCAAGGGAUGAGGCGAUGGUUAGAGCUCUUCUUGUUUGGUUAAGUAAUCAGAAGAUCGAGGGUUUUAAAUCAAAGAAAGGUAGAACAGACACUCCUAGAGGAUUCCUUAGUCUUCUUGGGCAAGACCGGACUACACAUUCUACAUUUUUUACAAUACUUUGCAGGAAAGCGUAUAUUAAGUGUGCACAAAUACACGGUGUGUGUAAGGCGGGAGAUUAUCAACCGGGAGACAGGGACAACAGGCGAAAUCAAUGGAAUGCAGUUUAUCUAUACGACUCAUGGCAUAUGAUACAUCCAUUUUGGGUUUGUCGGGCAGUGUUUGGAAAAGAAGAUGGGGGUUGGAUUAAAUUGGAAAAAGGUGGAAAAUCCGUCGGAAAACGACAGAAAGCAGAUCCUGGGGUGGUGCAGAAUGCCUUUCAAGAACAUUAUAUCAUGCCAGACCCUAACCAUUUUCUUUAUGAAUGCCACCCGGAUGAUAAAAAGUGGCAGCUGGUGCUGAAGCCAAUUACAAGAGAACAAUUUUUUGACCAAGCUUAUUUACUACCUCCGUUCUGGGAAUUAGGUAUGAAACUGUUAAGUGUAAAUGCAUGCGCCCUUAAAACCACAGGAAGUGCAACAACUAUUACAUUUCAAGCCCCAAAAGUCACAGCAAACGAAUUGAGUAUGGAUUAUGAUUUCUUACUAAAAGAGGGAAGUUCAAGUGUGGAUGAAGAAAACAAAAUGCUGAAAGCAGAAAACAUGCCACGGUUGGUUGCGAAAAUAAGAAACGGUUCCGAAUGGAAUUUCCAUAUUCAAUUUCCAGUAGAAGGAAUUUAUAAAAUAGUUAUUUAUGGAGCUCCUGAAAAUCAGCAUGUGAUGCGAUUAUGUGAAUUUCAAAUAACUUGCACCGAAAAAUCAAAAGACUGUCGAUUGACACCGUUUAAUCCUGGCAUUUUAGGAUUUGGUCCAGGUCUGACAUGUGAAAAAGCCGGACUGCUCCUUCCAUCUCACCAAAAUGGUCUUGUAACAACAGAAAAAAGCAAACCUAUAAGAAUGAGUUUUCUCCUAGAUAGUGAGGUUUCUAAAUCACUGAAAGUUAAAACGGAAUUAGUUGAUGCAGAUUCAGAAGGAUUGCUGUUACAACAAAGUGACGUUACAACUAUAAUUGAAAAAACAGAACUUAAAAUAAUCACAACAGUUGUAAGAGAAGGAGAUUAUGGACUGAAGAUUUUUACAGGAAGUAGUACUAGUAGUAUGAGUGUUGUUUGUAACUACUUCAUAACUACAUCUUAUAAAUUCACCUAUGAGAAGACAAACAAGCGUCUGGCUAGACAAAAUCUGUUGUCAUGUAUCGAAAAUGGUAAAUUCUCAGAAAUAGAGAAAAUAGAACAAGGAAUUAGCAGGUGUAUAAAGGAGAAAAUCCCAGAAACAGACUCUGAUAUUGAAAACGCUCAUAGGAAAGUCCAAGUUUUAAAGAUUAAAAAAGAUAUCCAUGAUGCUUAUAUGAGAAGACAUUUAUUAACAACUGAGACGACUAUUCUCAAGAUACAACAGUCACAAUAUAUCAGGAUAUUUACAGAAAGUGUUCAACAUUUGGAAGAAUAUGCUAUUCAACUAAGAAAUCUGGAGGGAUUUACACAAGAGUUACCGGAUAUCCUCGCUGCUGUUGGUGAAUUUAAUCAUGCGCAUGUUACAAAUGAAAUGGUGGUUAAUACAUUGGUUGCCUUAUCGGUUUUGUUUGGGGACACACAAAAACCAAUUGAGAAAAUAGAUGAUAUACCAGCCCUCGCACGUGAUACAAAGCAUAAAAUUCAACUUAAAAAAGAUACUGUUGCGUCAUCGUUAACAAUAGAAGAUGCUAGGCAUGCGCAAGUCGUCAUUGAGAAGUACUCAUACAAACAAACGAGGAAUGUGAAUGUCGCAGCUGCAUCCAUUCAUAGAUGGGUUACUGAUGUCACAUCUACAUUGAUCAGUGGGAGAUCGGAAGGAGAUGUAUAGUGGUUCCAAAAUCAAAGAGACAAUAUUAUGUUAAUAAAUAGAAGUUUACGCUACAUUUGUUUCAGUAAAAACUUAUGGCCAAUUUUUCCCAUUAAUUGCUUCACUCAUACUGGUGGAAUAAUGUAGCUUGUUAAAUUAACAUAUUGAAGUCUACAUACUAAACACUGACAUCAAAAUCUGAUGUUUAAUUGUUAUAACAACAAAAGAAGUAGAAUUUUAAAAUUGUAA
Mytilus californianus (California mussel) is the source of this 2575-nucleotide messenger RNA. RefSeq names its product hillarin-like. Bases 47 to 2347 code for a protein of 766 amino acids. NCBI's taxonomy places the organism in Eukaryota, Metazoa, Mollusca, Bivalvia, Mytilida, Mytilidae. The transcript has 9 exons. The record is from RefSeq and is a predicted model, not a curated record.